Messenger RNA from Pipistrellus nathusii (Nathusius's pipistrelle), 438 nucleotides. NCBI's taxonomy places the organism in Eukaryota, Metazoa, Chordata, Mammalia, Chiroptera, Vespertilionidae. The record is from the annotation of a GenBank genome assembly.
AUGUUCAAGAGGCUCACACAGACCCGCUGGGAGGCCGCGGCGCAGACUCUGGAGGAAGUUGUGUCCGUCGUGGAGGCCCGGCUGCCCGAGUUCUCGGAACUGAGGGAGUGUUUGCAGGAGGGAAGUGUGGCUCCGUGGGGAGGGCUCAUGGCCCUGCCUCUGCUCAUGGAGCUGGUCCACGUGCACCUGGUGAAGGAGUACAUCGUGUGGCACAGCAAGUGGCGCCUGGUCCCCAGGACUGCGGAGCAGCAGCAGACACAUGGCCGGGCAGGUCCUGGCCAACGCCAACCUCAUCGAGCGCUUCUGCACUCAGCACGGCUCCCCAGCCACCUGGCUGCAGCCCGCCCUCUCGACACUCGCCGAGAUCAUCCGCCUGCAGGACCCCAGUGCCAUCAAGAUCGAGGUGGCCACCUAUGCCACCCUGUACCCUGACUUCAG